UAGUAGUGGCAUUUAAUAAUAGCAUUUAAUAGUAUUUAAUAGUAGUAAAUAUCUGCUUUGUUAAAAGCAGAUAUUUGAGUAUGCCAUAUAGCGAAGAACAUAUUAAAGACAAAGUGACAGAGGGAUUGAAAGCUUCACACGUGGAACUAUUCUCGAAAUUCUUGCCGAUUAGUUUUGCGAUUCGAGGAUAAAUUUCGGAGCGAUAAACUUACUCUCGGGACCUCGCAUAAGGGAGAAUGCAGGGAAAACUGCAACUCGCUUUGAUCUCCUGCUUUGCCGUUCUUUUGAGAUGCUGCAUUAUUCAUCAUUCUCACAGCGGAGAGGGCAAGCCUCCUAUGUAUGGAGAUUAUGAAGCACAGCGACACUGGCAAGAAAUCACGUUGAACCUACCCCUUGAUAAGUGGUAUAUCAAUACCACAGAUAAUGAUCUACAAUAUUGGGGUUUAGACUAUCCACCUUUAACAGCAUACCACAGUCUUUUAUUAGGUCACAUUGCGAAUAGGAUAGAUCCAUCUUUUGUAAAACUGCAGGAAUCCAGAGGAUUCGAGACUGUAGAGCAUAAGCACUUCAUGAGACUGACUGUCUUAAUUGCAGACAUAUUAAUUUAUAUACCAGCAAUUAUAUAUUUUAUAAUCAAUUUGCGUUUGUCAGACAGUCAUGGAUUUAAUGAGUCCAACAUAUUCAAAUUUAAGAGAAGAGAUGUUGUCCUUUUAACAAUAUUGAUUUAUCCAGGAAUAAUAUUAAUAGAUCAUGGACAUUUUCAAUACAAUUGCGUGUCGCUGGGUUUCUUCGUAGCUGCUGUAGCUGCUAUGAUGCAAGAUUCAGUCAUCCUUAGCUCAAUUCUAUUUGUUUUAGCACUAAACUAUAAACAAAUGGAGUUAUAUCAUGCUUUAUCAUUUUUCUUUUACAUACUUGGGAAUCAUAUACCCAAUAAGACAAAAUCUUGGUUUUUCUGUAUUCGCAUGUUGAUAUGCAUCUCUUUUGUGGUAUUAUUAACAUUUUGCAUUAUUUGGAUGCCAUUUUUCAAAAGUAGGGAUUUAUUUUUCAAUACAGUGCUCAGAUUAUUCCCGUUUUCCAGAGGUGUAUUUGAAGAUAAAGUUGCCAAUGUUUGGUGUGCAAUCAAUGUUUUCUGUAAAUUACGACAGAUUUUUACAAACAUGCAAUUAGCUAAGAUUUGUUUAACGGUAACAACAUGCGCAAUGCUACCGAGUUGCAUCAAUUUAUAUUUUUUACCUACAAAAAAUACAUUUAUACUUUCUCUUAUAAAUUCUGCCUUAGCAUUUUUCCUUUUCUCAUUCCAAGUUCACGAGAAAUCUAUACUUUUAGUUGCCAUACCAAUUUUAUUGCAUUUUCAUAAUGAUCCUUUUCUUUGCUUUUGGUUUUUGAUCAUUUCACAUUUCAGUAUGCUACCAUUAUAUAUAAAAGAUGAGCUAUACCUUGCUUAUCUUGGCACAAUAAUUUUUUAUUUCUGUUUUGUUUCUUGGAUGUGGUCUGACAUAUUUUACAACGACAAAACGAAAAGUUUGUUAAAUAAGAAUACAUCAAGAUCAAAGAAUAAAAUACAACAGUAUAAGAAAAAUAAAUUCUUUUCAAAUUUUCCAAGCUAUAAUAAAAAAUGGCUCUUCAUUGCGUUUUAUGUAUCCAUUUCAGGUGUGUUACUUCUCUCUGUCGUCAGUAAAUUUGUAAAACCUCCUGAAAAAUAUCCUGAUUUAUUUUCUCUUUUAAUAUCGAUAUAUUCAUGUGGACAUUUUCUAGGCUUUUUUGUAUAUUUCAACUAUGUCCAACUAUUUGUACUAAAGAAAGAGAUUCUGAUGAGUAAAGUUAAGUCACAUUGAGUGAUGCAGUUAUUGAAA
Camponotus floridanus (Florida carpenter ant) is the source of this 1853-nucleotide messenger RNA. Its product is annotated as probable dolichyl pyrophosphate Man9GlcNAc2 alpha-1,3-glucosyltransferase. The coding region runs from base 237 to 1835 and encodes 532 amino acids. Lineage: Eukaryota; Metazoa; Arthropoda; Insecta; Hymenoptera; Formicidae. Gene Ontology annotation, molecular function: dolichyl pyrophosphate Man9GlcNAc2 alpha-1,3-glucosyltransferase activity. The transcript is spliced from 2 exons. Gene Ontology annotation, cellular component: endoplasmic reticulum membrane. The record is from RefSeq and is a predicted model, not a curated record. Gene Ontology annotation, biological process: protein N-linked glycosylation.